UUGAUGGCCUGCUAGUGCACCAGACUGCAGUUGUUCUGCGCUUUGAUAUUUCCUCUCUUUUGGCUAUAAAACUUUGUGGGAUCUCCAACUGCUGAACACCAAUCUUUCAGUUCAAAAGAGAAAGGUUUUCUAACUUCUGUGAAUUCAUCCUGGGAAAGGGAUACUUCUGGAGAUCUUAAUUCAUCAGUAAUUAAGUUGGUCUGUUUCCAGAAAGGGCUUUGAAUUCUACAGAAACAAAAGCAGCAGAUAAGAGAGAAUCAACAGAGGGGAGAACUAUGGGAGAGUGUGAAUGCAGACCACUAGGGUUCUUGAUAGGUCUACCUUUUGCCCUUGCUUCCUUGCUUUUAUCUUUGGUCGGUGCAGUUAUUUGGAUCAUUGGGUCUGUAUUGAGUUGCCUGUGCCCUUGUUGUAUAUGCUUUGCAGCAUUAGCAAAUUUCGCAAUGGGACUUAUCAAACUUCCAAUCCAAGUGAUGCAAUGGUUUAUUGAUAAGAUUCCUUGUUGAUGUUCACUGAUGACUCGAUGCAAAUCUCUCAUAUUUAUUGAAUACAGAUAAUCUAACUUAAUUUCUAUCUAUUUUUUUUCCCCCAAAUU
Neltuma alba is the source of this 592-nucleotide messenger RNA. Its product is annotated as signaling peptide TAXIMIN 2-like. The transcript has 2 exons. The record is from RefSeq and is a predicted model, not a curated record. Bases 276 to 503 code for a protein of 75 amino acids. Lineage: Eukaryota; Viridiplantae; Streptophyta; Magnoliopsida; Fabales; Fabaceae.